AGUCCCGAAAAGGGGCACUUUCCAGCAGCUGCGGCCAGCGGUGCCGACGUCAGGCCCUCCCCCAGCGGUGCUGACGUCGGCGGCCGGGCCGGGUGACCUCACCGCCCCGACGGCAGCCGGGCCGGGGGCGGGGAGAGGCGGGGGCGGCCCCGGCGCAGGCAAAGGCUCGGGGGCCGGGGCGCGGCUGCUGCAGCUCUCGCCGGAGCCGAGCCGAGCCGAGCGCCCGCUGCGUGCGCCUCCGCGCCAUGGCCGGCCUCAACUCCCUGGAGGCGGUGAAACGCAAGAUCCAGGCCCUGCAGCAGCAGGCGGACGAGGCGGAGGACCGCGCGCAGGGCCUGCAGCGGGAGCUAGACGGCGAGCGCGAGCGGCGCGAGAAAGCUGAAGGUGAUGUGGCAGCUCUGAAUCGGCGCAUCCAGCUGGUGGAGGAGGAGCUGGACAGGGCUCAGGAACGGCUGGCCACGGCCCUGCAGAAGUUGGAGGAAGCGGAAAAGGCUGCAGAUGAGAGCGAGAGGGGAAUGAAGGUGAUAGAAAACCGGGCCAUGAAAGACGAGGAGAAGAUGGAGAUCCAGGAGAUGCAGCUCAAAGAGGCCAAGCACAUCGCUGAAGAGGCCGACCGCAAAUACGAGGAGGUAGCUCGUAAGUUGGUCAUCCUGGAAGGAGAGCUGGAAAGGGCAGAGGAGCGUGCAGAGGUGUCUGAACUAAAAUGUGGUGACCUGGAAGAAGAACUCAGGAAUGUCACUAACAAUCUGAAAUCGCUCGAGGCUGCAUCUGAGAAGUAUUCUGAAAAGGAAGACAAAUAUGAGGAAGAAAUUAAACUUCUUUCUGAUAAACUGAAAGAGGCUGAGACCCGUGCUGAAUUUGCAGAGAGGACGGUUGCAAAACUGGAAAAGACAAUUGAUGACCUGGAAGAAAAACUUGCCCAGGCCAAAGAAGAGAACGUGGGCUUACAUCAGACACUGGAUCAGACACUAAACGAACUUAACUGUAUAUAACCAAACAGAAGAGUCUUGUUCCAACAGAACUCCAGAGCUCCAUGUCUUUCUCUUCUCUUGUAAGAAGUUUCUUUUGUUAUUGCAUCUUCGCUUUGCUGGAAAUGUCAAGCAAAUUAUGACCAAAUAUUUUGUAUCAGAGAAGCUUUGAGCACCAGUUAAAUCUAAUUCCUUCCUUUUUUCAAAUGGCACCAGCUUUUUCAGAUCUAUUUUUUUUUCUCCUUAAGUUGCAUUUAUUCCUAAGGUAGGCAGGGUAUUUCAUAUUGAGCAUACUCUCUCAAGACUGAGGGCACAUUUGGUUCCUGGGAGAAUAGACAACCCCACACUUUCACAAACACAGCCUCCAAUAUCUAGUCACGGGCCAAUUUAAAAUGCUGAAGAAUAGAACUGUCUGGGUCACCACUGGUCAAACUACAGGAGACUAGGGACUGUCACACGGGUGGGGAUUUUCCAUCCAGAGCAAAUAAAAGGGGGAGGGAGCGCUAUUGUGGGAAGUCAUAAACCACAGGUAGAUUAACCUAGUCAUACUGGCCCUUCUCCACACUCCACUGUGCAGAACAAACAGCCUCUUGAGCAGUAAGUAUGAGAAUGCUUGGGAAACAGUUGCAAUAAUUGCCCAGAUAUUUUCUGGCUAGACCCUUGAUGUUACAUUCUUCUCCGUAUUCCUUUCAUUCUAACAUUAUUCUCUGAGGACCAAGUGUCUUAGUCCAAUAAUGACCCAUGUUUUUCUGCUCAGAUAUAAUGCCAUCCACUCAGCAGGAAUAUGGUAGAGUUCAGUCCUAUUCGGGUCAGCUAUAUCAAAAAGACUGCCUGCUAUCAAGAAACUGGGCAAAAGGGUUUUUUUCUAUUAGCAGAAGGGGCUUCUCUGGCAGCAGAGCAGAGAUAAAAAAUUGGCCCAACUUCAUUCCCAUAUUUCAGAGAAUGGCAAAUUGAAGAAUUACUUAUCUAGGACUUUAAUUCUUUCUUCAGGACCAAGUUAAUAAAAGACCAAGAAACUCCUGAUUAAACUGGAUAUGGAGUAUUUUGUAGACAGGGCUGCACAUUUUGGCUUUGUUACAUUUGUUUUCUCAGUUAACAUCUCAGCGCUGAAACAUUCCACAUUCCCCAAGUGUGGGGGCCGAAUCAAGUUUACAAGUCUGACUGAAAAUCACCCUGCUUCUAGCUUAUCUGAGCUCCCUGCCCCUCACUCCUAUUUAUUAAGCAUCACACUACCCAGGAGAUACACUAGCAAAUUGUGCAAUUGAAUAAAAUUCACACUUCUCUUUAGAUUCUUGCAACUGUAUCAUAUGUAAUAGUAUCACUUUUUCUACAUUUUGGUCAAAUAAAUUUUUACAUAAACUA
This is a messenger RNA of Lemur catta (Ring-tailed lemur), 2330 nucleotides long. RefSeq names its product tropomyosin 4 (gene TPM4). The record is from RefSeq and is a predicted model, not a curated record. Gene Ontology annotation, biological process: actin filament organization; muscle contraction. The transcript is spliced from 8 exons. Gene Ontology annotation, molecular function: actin filament binding. Gene Ontology annotation, cellular component: actin filament. Lineage: Eukaryota; Metazoa; Chordata; Mammalia; Primates; Lemuridae. The coding region runs from base 246 to 992 and encodes 248 amino acids.